Heterobilharzia americana is the source of this 1704-nucleotide messenger RNA. NCBI's taxonomy places the organism in Eukaryota, Metazoa, Platyhelminthes, Trematoda, Strigeidida, Schistosomatidae. The record is from the annotation of a GenBank genome assembly.
ACUCAACAGCCCGUCGGGCUAAACAAGAGCUACAGCAUUCGAGUGGGUAGACCUGUUGCAUCGGAAUUCAUCAAAGACCUGGAACCGUUCCGCAGGGCCUAUAAAUAUUGGAUAUUGGAUGCGAUUCUUGUUUAAUCCUAUCAAGUAUUUUGUAGCGGCUCUCUGCUCAAGGUUAGGAUGUUGAUUCUCCUGCUCUUCCUAAACUUUGUCUCAUCGGAAGUCACUAGGGUUCAUCUUCAUCCAUUUAAGUCCGUUCAGCGCAGUCUUAUCGAAUUUCAAACGUCUCUUGAAGCUGUUAAAAAAUUAUGGAUCUCAAGGCUCUCAGGCAAUGCUACUUCGGAGCCUGAAUAUCUGAAGAACUACCUAGAUGCUCAGUAUUAUGGGGAUAUAACUAUUGGGACUCCACCGCAAACGUUCAGUGUUGUUUUCGAUACCGGUUCAUCCAAUCUUUGGGUUCCAUCCAAACACUGCAGCUACUUAGAUGUCGCCUGUUUACUUCACAGGAAAUACGACAGUUCAAAGUCGUCCACUUACACCGUGAAUGGCACCACGUUUAGUAUCAGAUAUGGGAAAGGUAGUCUAAGUGGAUUCCUAAGCAAUGACCUCGUGCAGGUCGGUUCACUCAAAGUGAAAGGACAGACGUUUGGAGAAGCCACACAGCAACCUGGAAUAGUUUUCAUCAUGGCAAAGUUUGAUGGGAUUCUUGGCAUGGCCUACCCUUCGAUAUCUGUGGAAGGUGUUACUCCAGUAUUUGUAAAUAUGAUUCGUCAAAAUCUUGUUGACUCUCCAGUAUUCUCAUUUUAUAUCAGCAGGAAUGCAUCAGCUCCAGUUGGUGGUGAACUAAUGAUUGGUGGUAUAGAUGAAAAGUAUUAUACUGGUGAAAUCAACUAUGUACAGCUGAAAGAAAAGUCUUAUUGGUUGUUUGAAAUGGACAAGCUUGUAGUUUCAGAUAAAGUAAUAUGUCCAGAUGGGUGUUCAGCCAUCGCAGAUACUGGUACUUCAAUGAUCGCUGGUCCAACGAAUGAUGUGGACGAAAUCAAUAAGAAACUUGGCGCAAUGUAUAUUCCUGGUGGCAUGUAUACUAUUUCAUGUGAUCGGAUAAGCAGUCUUCCGAGUAUUCACUUUGUAAUAAACGGAAUAAAUAUGACAUUGGAUUCAACAGACUACAUAAUGAAGGUAUCUCAGUUUGGUUCUGAGAUUUGUAUCAGUGGUUUUAUUGGUUUGGAUUUGCCGAAGCGAAAACUGUGGAUAUUAGGAGAUAUAUUCAUCGGUAAAUUUUAUUCAGUAUUCGAUAUGGGCAAUGAUCGUGUUGGAUUUGCCAAAGCUGUUCAUCCAGAUUCCAUUCGUCUUACGAAAAAUUAUGGUCCAAUGAUGCGAUUAUUCCCUGCUCGACCUAUUCCACAAGUUUUCUCAAAAGUCCCAGACAGUGUGUUCGCGUAUUCAAAGCUUAUGCAAGAUACAGUUUAAGAGGUGUGUUGUGUUUCAUUUUAAGAUGAUUCUUUCUUAUUUUGUGAUGCAGAAAGACAUUAUUCAAUUCAGUUGACAAUCGCUAGUAAUUCUUGUUUGUCGAAUCAUUCGGUGCUGUUGAUUUUAUCGACCUCUCUUUCGACGCCAUUUUGUUAAUUUCCUAACUUCUCAUAAUACAUUUUAUCUACUUAUUUACCUCUGUUCAGUUAUCAAUAUACAACAGUUGCUUGUUGUUUA